Brassica oleracea var. oleracea is the source of this 1971-nucleotide messenger RNA. RefSeq lists its product as uncharacterized. NCBI's taxonomy places the organism in Eukaryota, Viridiplantae, Streptophyta, Magnoliopsida, Brassicales, Brassicaceae. The record is from RefSeq and is a predicted model, not a curated record. The transcript has 3 exons. Gene Ontology annotation, molecular function: zinc ion binding. The coding region runs from base 1 to 1971 and encodes 656 amino acids.
AUGAGUUCUGAGGAAGGCAGGCUGAUCACCUUUGGCUGCUACUAUGGUGGAAAAUUUGAAGAGGUUGAUGGUAAAGAUCUUUACAAUGGUGGUGGUUAUAGGAUAAUGGAAGCUUAUCCUAGUCGUUUAUUUCCAGAGCUCAUGAACCAGCUACCCAUAAGUCUCUAUGGUCAAAGAGUGUGGUUUAAGUUUCCAUAUGAAGGUAUAGAAGAACGACAGUUGAUAAGAAAUGGUGACGAUCAGUUCACAAAAAUGUGUAGAGCUUCAGUAUGGGUAGAUUCAAUCGAUAUCUUUGUUGAGCCAGAGACAGAAGGAGAUGAGUCAAGAGCUGAGAACGAGAGAGAGGAGACAGAGAGGUAUGAGGCAGAUUCAGAGGCAGAGAGAUAUGAGGCCGAGAGGAAUGAACACCAAUUUGAUGAAGAAGCAAGAGUAGAAAGGAAUGUGGCUGAUUUUGUUGAUGAAGAUUUUGAUGAGUAUGCUACACCUUUAUGUUCAGACGAUGAUGAAGAUGGUGUUGAGAGAGAUGGGUAUUUGAGGUACAUAAAAGGCAGUGGUGAUCUGAAAUUAAGACAAGCUUUUGAGAGUUUGGAAGCUUUCAAAAAAGCUAUGGUUGACUAUGUGCUAAAGCAUAGAUGGAAUAUUAAGUAUGUGCGUUGGGAGAAAGACAAAUCAGAAUUGAAGUGUGCCAGUGAAGCUGAAGAAGGAGAAGAACAAUGUAUGUGGAAGAUUUACUGCUCUUAUGAAGAACCGUUACAGAAGUGGCUAGUUAAAGUGUUAAUGAAAGAGCACACUUGCAUGAGGAGUGGACGUUCAAGCCUGCUUACACAAGAGGUUAUUGCUGGGUUGUUCGUUGAUGACAUAAGGGAAAAUCCAAAAUUAAAACCAAAACAGAUUCUAGAAGAGAUUCAGAAGCGUUGGGAGUUGACUGCAACCAUAGAUCAGUGCCGGAACGCAAGGAAAAGGAAUACAUGGACCUCUCACUGUAGACCUAUCUUUGGUCUUGAUGGAUGCUUUCUUAAGUGUACAACUAAAGGUCAGUUGUUAGCAGCAGUCGGGAGAGACGCCAACAACCAGAUGUUUCCCAUUGCUUGGGCUGUCGUUGAUGUUGAGAAUGAACCCAACUGGAGAUGGUUUAUUGAGAAGCUGCAAACCGACUUACACCUGCAAGAUGGUAAUGGAUUUACUGUGAUUUCUGACAGGCAAAAAGGGUUGUUAAAUGCUGUAGAAGAUUUAUUACCACGAGUGGAGCAUAGGAUGUGUGCAAGGCACAUCUAUGGAAACCUAAAGAAGGUACAUCCUAACAGAGCUGACAUGAAGGGAUUGUUUUGGAAGGUUGCAAAGAGUUACAAUACAGCUCAAUACAACAAAAGGGUGGAUCACGUUAAAGCAUACGAUAUGGACGUCUAUAACUCAAUGAUGAUGAAGAAUCCCAAAAACUGCAGCCUUGCCUACUUCUCAUCAACGUCUUCCUGUGAUGAUGUAAGCAACAACAUAUCUGAAUCCUUUAACCACGCCAUAGACCCUGCAAGAUAUAUGCCAUUUGUGGAGAUGUUAGAGACAAUACGCCGAAAAGCUAUGCUCCGGAUAGAGGCAAGAAAGCUUAUAUCAAUGAAACACAAAGGAAAGUUUAGUAUUAAAGCAGUGGAGAGAGUGGAACUAGAGCAGACAAAGAUCAGGCUGUGUAACAUAUAUCAUUGUGGUCAUGAAAUCUUUGAAGUGAAGGAGAAAAACUUUUCAUACAAAGUAAAGAUGUUGGAGCAUAGUUGUACGUGUAGGAAAUGGGAUAUGUCCGGGUUGCCUUGUCGUCAUGCUCUGAAGGUAAUUGUAGAGAAGAAGAGAAAGAAAGAGGAUUACAUUGGUGAUUGCUAUCUCACUUCGAAGUGGAGAAUGCAAUACCAAACACCAAUUGAGGCUGUUCAUGGUGUGAAUUUUUGGAAGAAGGUUCGUGGUGGUUUUGGCUUGAUUCAAUAG